Molecule: messenger RNA, 1050 nt
Organism: Maudiozyma barnettii
Lineage: Eukaryota; Fungi; Ascomycota; Saccharomycetes; Saccharomycetales; Saccharomycetaceae
Gene: PTC7
Product: type 2C protein phosphatase PTC7
Exons: 2
Coding region: 1-1050 (349 amino acids)
Source: RefSeq, a predicted model, not a curated record
AUGUUUGUAUCUCCAGGUCUGAGAUCUUUCAGAUUACCGAAUAGAUCAUUUUAUUACAUCUCUCAUUCCAGUAAAAUUAUUAGUGGCAACUAUUCAUUGUUCUCUAAAAGACUAUUUUUCAGUGGAAGUCAAAAUAAUUUCAAUAAUCAAUAUAGUUCUAACGGUCAACACUAUGAUCCUUCCAGUGCCACAACUAAUCAAUUUACCUACAAGAGUGUAGUCGCAUAUCAACCAAAGGAUAGAGAUGAUGUGAUCUACCAGAAAUUGAAGGAUUCAAUAAUGUCACCAACAGGUGAAGAUAAUUUUUUCAUUCAAGCUAACUCAGUAUCUGACUUAUAUGCAGGUGUGGCUGAUGGUGUCGGUGGUUGGGCUGAACAUGGGUUUGAUUCUAGUGCAAUCUCCAGAGAAUUAUGUAAGACGAUGGCCCAAAUUAGCUCUACUUUGAAUCCUACAAAGAUUCAACUUACACCAAAACAAAUAAUUGACGAAGCUUAUAAUAAGAUUAAAAAGGAAAAAAUUGUUCAAGUCGGUGGUACUACAGCUGUAGCAACCCACUUUAAUAUGAAUGGUACUUUAACAGUAGCAAACCUGGGUGAUUCAUGGUGUGGUGUGUUUAGAAAAGAAAAAUUGACUUAUCAAACAAAAUUUCAAACUGUAGGAUUUAAUGCUCCUUACCAAUUAGCUAUUAUCCCUGAUGCAAUGCUGAAGGAGGCUGCAGCAAGAGGUGGUUCAUAUAUUCAGAAUGUACCAUCAGAUGCAGAUGAGUAUUCUUUCCAAUUGCAAAAAGAUGAUAUUAUUAUCAUUGCAACAGACGGUGUCACAGAUAAUAUCGCUACAGAUGAUAUGGAAUUAUUUUUGAAAGACAAAAAACAAGAAACUCAUACAGAUUUACAACAAGUGGCAAACGAGUUUGUGACAGAUGUUGUCAAAUUAAGUAGAGAUCCAAACUUUCCAAGUGUUUUUGCCCAAGAAAUAUCGAAAUUGUAUGGUAAAGAAUACAGAGGAGGUAAAGAGGAUGAUAUUACUGUAGUUAUGGUGAAGGUGGAAUAA